GUCUGAAGAAAAACGGUGAGUUGAGUUGAAAAAUUGUCCGAACUAAGUAACUAUGCUUAAUUAGACAACGGGACACACACAGGAGUGUCUUCAUAAUAAUUUAAAGUUAACACGAUGCAGACAAUAAAAUGUGUGGUGGUAGGGGAUGGUGCGGUAGGAAAAACCUGCUUAUUAAUCUCCUACACAACCAACAAGUUUCCGUCAGAAUAUGUGCCAACGGUUUUUGACAAUUAUGCAGUGACUGUGAUGAUUGGGGGGGAGCCCUACACACUUGGCCUGUUUGACACAGCUGGUCAGGAGGAUUAUGACAGGCUGCGUCCUCUCAGCUAUCCACAGACAGAUGUGUUCCUUGUAUGUUUCUCAGUUGUCUCCCCCUCAUCAUUUGAAAAUGUCAAAGAAAAGUGGGUUCCUGAGAUUUCUCACCACUGCCCUCAGACACCCUUCCUGUUAGUGGGUACUCAGGUGGAUUUGAGGGAAGACAGUAACACGAUUGAGAAACUUGCAAAGAACAAACAGCGUCCCCUGUAUCCUGAGAGUGGAGAGAAGCUUGCUCGUGAGCUCAGGGCUGUUAAAUAUGUGGAGUGCUCUGCUCUCACACAACGAGGACUUAAGAAUGUGUUUGAUGAGGCCAUUUUGGCAGCCUUGGAGCCCCCUGAGACCAAACCCAAGAAGAGGUGUGUUCUGCUAUAGAUGAACAACAACGCUCAGAUGUAUGGAACAGGUGGGGUGAAUCGAAAUGUCACAAAGAUCAAUCAACGGCCAUUAGAAAAAACGGACAAAACAAAAGGAGGAGGGAGGUACAGUGCCGUUGAUCUAAUAAUGUGUACACUGAUUGUGCCUUCACAAUAAAAUUAAAGAGGCUGAGGAAGCAGAUCCUCGGCAUGCAAUAAAUGCAGAAAACUCCUUUUCUGAAAGCUUUUAAAAACUGCAGUGUUCUCUACAAGUAUCAAGGUGGGGCGGGCCCCCCCUGCCUAUCACUUUUGCUCCCUCUUCUUUUUAUUUUCAGUUACCUGUGGCCUCCUGUGUUUAACUCGCAACUCCUUUGUGGCCUUUAUUAUCAGGCUCAGACUUCAUUAGAAUUAAAAGAGCAAUUUGGAUACAGUUACAUUUAACAUUAAGUUUUUUAUCAAACUGUGAUUGGUUACACAUUUAAUGGGGCAACUUAAUGUUAAGUGGUACUUUCUUUGCUUUCUUUUCUGACCUUUUUGAACUAAAUAAUGAAAGCUUAAUGAGAUUUAUUGUCACUCCAAGCAAAAGUAUCUGUCUGUAGUUCUCUCUGCCAACUCCCCGGUGAAUUUAGAGAGGCCAAAUGCAUUUUCACCAAUGUCCUUUCUCCAAGUGACUUACGAAUUUAUAUUUUAUUCCUCUUUUGUGUAUAUUGUAUUAAUUCUGUGACUUUGUUUUGGGAAAUUUUAGCAGUUAUUCAUUUUGAAACUUGACUUUUUAUUUUAUUCAGAUUUUUUUUUAUUGCUAGACUACCAACCUUGAGUGAUUGAUAAUAUAACAAAUUCAGCUGUAAUAUUUUUGAAUAGAUCUUCAUCUUGAUAGAGAUUGAGAUGACAACUGUUGCUAGGAAAAUUCUGGGUGUUUGUAAUCACAGAAUAUUUGUAAUAAAAUGGUUUAAAUUACAGA
Molecule: messenger RNA, 1632 nt
Organism: Sphaeramia orbicularis (orbiculate cardinalfish)
Lineage: Eukaryota; Metazoa; Chordata; Actinopteri; Kurtiformes; Apogonidae
Gene: cdc42l
Product: cell division cycle 42, like
Exons: 6
Coding region: 115-690 (191 amino acids)
Biological process (GO): small GTPase-mediated signal transduction
Molecular function (GO): GTP binding; GTPase activity
Source: RefSeq, a predicted model, not a curated record